This is a messenger RNA of Bacillus rossius redtenbacheri, 477 nucleotides long. RefSeq lists its product as uncharacterized. The record is from RefSeq and is a predicted model, not a curated record. Lineage: Eukaryota; Metazoa; Arthropoda; Insecta; Phasmatodea; Bacillidae.
UCAUCCUCCUCGACACCCUCAUCUUCCUCGACACCCUCAUCAUCCUCGACACCCUCAUCCUCCUCGACACCCUCAUCCUCCUCGACACCCUCAUCCUCCUCGACACCCUCAUCCUCCUCGACACCCUCAUCCUCCUCGACAACCUCAUCCUCCUCGACACCCUCAUCAUCCUCGACACCCUCAUCCUCCUCGACACCCUCAUCCUCCUCGACACCCUCAUCAUCCUCGACACCCUCGUCAUCCUCGACACCCUCGUCAUCCUCGACACCCUCGUCCUCCUCGACAACCUCGUCCUCCUCGACACCCUCGUCCUCCUCGACACCCUCGUCCUCCUCGACACCCUCGUCCUCCUCGACACCCUCGUCCUCCUCGACCUCGUCCUCCUCGACACCCUCGUCAUCCUCGACACCCUCGUCAUCCUAGACAACCUCAUCCUCCGCGACACCCUCAUCCUCCUCGACACCCUCAUCCUCCUCG